AUACAAACCAGCGCAAUCCAACAAGCAACACAAGCUUUCCUGGCCUCUCCUUCGCUACCCCUCUUCCACUUAUAUAACCGGGCGCCUAUCCUGCGCUCCUCCUAUCCUCUCCUUUCUCUUUACUAGGCAUUUUCUGUGUUGGAAACAGUUCUAAUUCAUUUCGCCGUCGUGUUUUUUCUCGUUUUUUCUAUUUUCAUCUGCUUCGUUUGGCUGGUCCAAUCGAACAGUCUCAUUUGCACUUGGACAUAAUCACCCAAGCUCCAUAGUCGUACUUGCGUCAAUAAUAUCCAUACCCCAUCCCCCCAAAACCAGAGCAACUUUGUUGAUCAAAGUCCCCCUCUGUUGAUAUCGAAGGAACAAGAAAAAGAAACAGCGUUUCUAGUUAUCAAUAUCGUCAUCUUCUUAUUCUACAUUAAUACAUACUCCCCCCGGCUCCCUAAUCGAACCAAACUGCAAUCGUCCAGAUCCCAUCAUGUACGCCGCUCGUGCUUCCAAGCCAAAGCUCUCUCUGAGCAUCUCUGCCGUGACUCAAAACUCCGGCCGUCCGUCGUUGUCGCUCAAGUCUCCUGGCGCAAUGCCUCGCACGCCGACCUCGCCUUCUCCUCUUAGCCCGACGGCGAGAAAUACAGUGGCAAACCAGCGAGGUUACCAGACGUUGCAGGUGCCGACAUAUUCCUAUGCGAAUUCGAGCUCAUCGAAAAGUAUCCUGAAGAAAAGUGCGGAGUCCAACGCGAGCAGAGACAAGCGCAUCCAGUUCCAGAACAGUCCAACUGUUUACUGCGUAACCCCCAUCGAGAACAAGGAUGAUGUCUAUGGAGGCUAUGUCAAGAUGUCCCGCGAUGAGCGACGAUGGGGCAGGCGCUCUUGAAUUACAUAGGCCAAGUUUUCCGAAUGAACGAACCAAAAAUCCACACAAUCAAUCGCAACCCAGUUGAGCCACGAAGGGCUUGAAGCGCAGCGACGAUUGUGGACCUAUCCUGGGCGGAGUCAAUACUAUCAAUUGAUGAACAGCCGCGCCCGGCUCCGACAUACACACCGUGAGGCCCGCCAAUCUUCGAGUCAAACUCGUCCUUUCAUACGCGUGGUCGAGGUCGGAUUAGCCAGACGAAACCAAAGUUCGGGUAAAAAAAGAAGUCAACAACAGAAACGCAGUUAUGGAUAUUAUAUGAUGUUAUGCCUCCUAAUGCCCGACUUAUCGCUUGCAUGUGCAGAUGUAAAUAGCAAAUAAACAUGACAGUCGUUACCGUUCUUU
This is a messenger RNA of Paecilomyces variotii, 1252 nucleotides long. RefSeq lists its product as hypothetical. NCBI's taxonomy places the organism in Eukaryota, Fungi, Ascomycota, Eurotiomycetes, Eurotiales, Thermoascaceae. The transcript has a single exon. The record is from RefSeq and is a predicted model, not a curated record. The coding region runs from base 473 to 868 and encodes 131 amino acids.